UUCCUGAGCACACUGUGCAUCUGACAGCUCUGUGCAUGGAGCACACCUUCUCUCUGAUCCCCGCUGUGCUGUGUUCAGUGCUGUCAUCUUACAAUCAGAGACUGGCAAUCUGUUUUUUUUUUUUCUUUUUACUGAGCUUUGACAGGCUUGCAAAAUGGGCCACUUGUGUUUCUAUGUCAUCGCUGCCUGCUGUCUAAGAAAAACAAAGCCAGGAAACCACAAUGGAGCACACUAAGCAGGUCCGGGUUCUGAUGCUUAAUGAUAUGGAGAAGCUGGAGAAAAGACUCUUCAGGCUUGAACAAGGCUUUGAGCUACAAUUUAGAUUGGGUCCAACUCUGCAAGGGAAGAAUGUCACAGUACAUACGAAUUAUCCACCACCCAAUGGCACCUAUGACCGGAAGACUUUCCAUCCAUUACAGUGGCACAACCCACAUGGCCGGGAAGAAGAUUCGGACAAGUACUGCAAACUAGAUCUCCAGAUCGCUGGCUCAUUUCAGUAUCGCUUUGAUCACGAUGGACAGACGAGCGGAGAAGGUUACAUUGUAGUGGAUCCAGUUUUGAGAAUUGGAGCUGAUAGCCGGAUUCUCCCUUUGGAUUGUAUCACCCUUCAGACCUUUCUUGCAAAAUGCCUGGGGCCAUUUUAUGAAUGGGAGGACAGGCUGAAAGUUGCCAAAGAGUCAGGUUACAACAUGGUGCACUUUACCCCCCUCCAGACUCUGGGUAAAUCACGAUCUUGUUAUUCUUUGGCUAACCAAUUGGAGCUGAAUCCUGAUUUCUCCAGGCCAGGGAAGAAAUACACAUGGAAUGAUGUUGGAAAAUUAGUGCACAAGAUGAGAACAGAGUGGGAUAUGCUUUGCAUCACCGAUGUUGUAUAUAACCAUACAGCUGCCAAUAGCAAAUGGAUUCAUGAUCACCCAGAGUGUGGGUACAACCUGGUUAAUUCUCCUCACCUCAAACCAGCCUGGUUACUGGACAGAGCAUUAUGGCACCUUACCUGUAAAGUCGCAGCUGGAAAAUAUGCUGCACGGGGGCUUCCAGCACUCAUCCAAAAUGACCAACAACUUAAUAGUAUUCGUGGCAUCAUAUGGGAGGAGAUCUACCCCAAGCUCAAGUUAUGGGAGUUUUACCAGAUCAAUGUGGCUAAAGCUGUGGAACAAUUUAGAACUCUGCUUGCCUCUGGUAUGCCACACAGUAUCCCUGGUAGUGCCCAGAAGAAAGGAUCAAAAGCAGACCCAAAGAACCUAGUGAUCAUUCAGGACCCACAAUUUAGGCGGUUUGGUUCUACAGUGGAUAUGGAAACAGCCCUCAGCACAUUCAUACCACACAGUAAUGGGCCUGCUGCCAUUGAGGAAUGCUGUAAUUGGUUCCGCAAGAGGCUUGAAGAACUUAAUGCCGAGAAGCACAAACAGGUUAACUUCCACCAUGAACAGGCCGUAAACUGCCUUUUGGGCACCAUGACUUAUGAUCGUCUUGCAAAUAAUGGCCCAAAGCUUGGAGCCAUAACAAAGAAGGAUCCUAUAGUCACCAGAUACUUCACUUUCCCGUUUGGAAAAAUGUCUUUGGAAGAGGAGGAACCACUAAUGCACCAGCAAGACAAAGCAUGCUACUUCAUGGCUCACAAUGGCUGGGUGAUGGGGGAUGACCCUCUGAGAAACUUUGCUGGACCAGAUUCCAAUGUGUACCUGCGCAGAGAACUGAUCUGCUGGGGGGACAGUGUAAAGCUGAGGUAUGGUGACAAGCCCUCAGACUGUCCUUAUCUGUGGGAACAUAUGAAGAAGUAUACAGAAAUCACAGCUAAGCAUUUUCAUGGAGUGCGCCUUGACAACUGCCACUCCACUCCAAUUCACGUGGCAGAGGAAAUGCUGGCCGUAGCCCGGUCAGUGCGGCCCAAUCUCUAUGUGAUUGCUGAGCUGUUCACAGGCAGUGAAUAUAUCGACAAUGUGUUUGUCAACCGCCUGGGGAUAACCAGCCUCAUUCGAGAGGCCAUGAGUGCGUACAACAGCCACGAAGAAGGACGACUUGUGUAUCGCUAUGGUGGAGAGCCUGUGGGAUCUUUCGUACAGCCCUGCCUGAGGCCACUGAUUCCGGGAAUUGCUCAUGCACUAUUUAUGGAUGUUACACAUGACAAUGAAAGUCCAAUAGCACAUCGAUCUGCCUAUGAUUUGUUGCCAAGUUCUGCCAUUGUUUCCAUGGCAUGCUGUGCCACAGGUAGUACGCGGGGAUAUGAUGAACUGGUUCCACAUCAGAUCUCAGUGGUAACAGAGGAAAGAUUCUAUACUAAAUGGAACCCAAAUCUAAAUGUGCCUAGUUCCUCAGAAGUGAGUGGAGCGAGUGGGAUCAUUACAGGCAAGAGAGCUCUAAACAGACUUCACCAAGAGCUGGCAGCCAACGGAUUCAUUCAGGUUUAUGUGGAUCAGGUGGAUGAGGAUAUUGUGGCAGUUACACGGCAUUGUCCCCAUACACACCAGUCAGUAGUUGCUGUAUCAAGGACGGCAUUUAAAGAUCCUAAAACAUCUUUCUACAGCAAGGAGGUGCCACAGAUGUGCAUUCCAGGUAAAAUUGAAGAAGUAAUACUAGAAGCCAGGACAGUGGAGCAGAAAUGUGAGCCAUACAAACAAGAUGCAAACACCAUAAAUGGCUUACCACAAUACACUGUGGACAUCAAAGAGCACAUUCAGCUCAAAGACAGCAAAAUUGUGAGACAAGCCGGAGUUGCCACAAAGGGGCCCAACGAAUAUGUCCAGGAAAUAGACUUUGAGAAUCUGACUCCGGGAAGCGUGAUUGUAUUCAGGGUAAGUUUGGAUCCCAAUGCUCAGAAAGCUGUCGGUAUCCUCCGCAAUCAUUUGAUACAAUUUACCCCGCACUUCAAGUCGGGCAGUUUGCAAGAUGACCAGGUGUAUCCUAUACUAAAGGUGCCUUUUGCUGAUAUUGUUGCUAAGCUGACUCUGGCUGACCUAAACCAAGUAUUGUAUCGAUGUGAUACAGAGGAACAAGAGGAUGGUGGUGGAUGUUACAACAUCCCAAACUGGAAGCCUUUGAAAUAUGCUGGUCUGCAAGGUUUAAUAUCUGUCAUGGUGGACAUCAGGCCUAAGAAUGAUCUGGGACAUCCAUUUUGUGACAAUCUGAGGUCUGGAGACUGGAUGAUUGACUAUGUUAGCAACCGACUCGUUGCUCGUGGAGGGCCAUGUGCAGAAGUUGGCAAAUGGUUUACAGCAAUGUUCGCCUACUUGAAGCAGUUUCCACGCUACCUUAUACCAUGUUACUUUGAUGCCAUAUUGAUUGGAGCAUACACCACACUCUUGGAAUCUACAUGGAAACAAAUGUCUAGCUUUGUACAGAACGGGUCCACAUUUGUGAAGCACCUGGCUCUGGGAUCAGUGCAGAUGUGUGGAGUUGGCAGAUUUCCUUCCCUGCCAGUUUUGUCUCCCUCUCUUCCAGAUGUGCCCUAUCGAGUCAAUCUCAUAACUCAGGAGAAGGAGCAGUGCUGUCCUUCAUUAGCUGCUGGUCUUCCACAUUUCUCCGCUGGGAUUUUCCGCUGCUGGGGCAGAGACACAUUCAUCUCUCUGAGAGGGUUACUUCUAAUCUCAGGACGCCACAAUGAGGCCAGGAACAUUAUUCUCGCAUUUGCUGGAACGCUGAGACAUGGGCUCAUCCCCAACCUUCUUGGUCAGGGCACCCACUCUAGGUAUAACUGCCGUGAUGCUGUGUGGUGGUGGCUUCAGUGUAUACAAGAUUACUGCAACAUAGUUCCAAAAGGCAAAGAGAUCCUCAAGUGUCCAGUCUCCAGAAUGUACCCCAAAGAUGAUUCUCCUCCUACACCAGCAGGAACAGUGGAUCAGCCACUCUAUGAUGUUAUCCAAGAGGCUCUGCAGCAUCACGCUCAGGGAAUCAACUUCCGGGAGAGGAAUGCUGGACCUCAAAUAGACCGCAACAUGAGAGAUGAAGGAUUUAAUAUCAAUGCAGGCGUUGACCCAGUGACAGGCUUCGUGUUUGGCGGAAAUAGAUUAAACUGUGGCACCUGGAUGGAUAAAAUGGGGGAGAGUGAACGUGCCCGAAAUAAAGGAAUUCCAGCAACACCAAGGGAUGGAUCUGCAGUAGAGAUUGUCGGCCUUAGUAAAUCUACCAUGCACUGGUUAACUGAGCUGAGUAAGAAGAAUGUGUAUCCAUACAAAGGCGUCAAAGUGCAGAGAGAAGGAAGAGAGGUGUUAAUAGCUUUCUCUGAGUGGAACCAGCGCAUUCAGGAUCAUUUCGAGAAGUUCUUUUAUGUCUCAGACGAUCCUUCGGACCCCAAUGAACAGCGUCCAGAUCUGGUUCACAAACGUGGCAUUUACAAGGACAGCUAUGGAGCCUCCAGCCCCUGGUGUGACUACCAGCUGCGGCCAAACUUUCCUGUGGCCAUGGUCGUGGCACCAGAGCUUUUCACCCCUCUUAGAGCCUGGAAAGCUCUUGAGAGUGUACAGAAAAAGCUUAUGGGGCCUCUAGGAAUGAAAACUUUAGACCCAGAUGACAUGGUAUACUGUGGAGUGUAUGACAACGCUCUGGAUAAUGAAAAUUACAAUCUUGCAAAAGGAUUCAAUUACCACCAAGGACCAGAAUGGCUCUGGCCCAUCGGAUAUUUUCUGCGUGCCAAGCUGCACUUUGCAAAGCUUAUAGACCAUGAAACAUACCAGAAGACAGUGGUUUUAGUGAAGAAUGUUUUGUCCCAUCACUACAUUCAUCUAGAAAGAUCCUCCUGGAAAGGUCUCCCGGAACUCACCAAUGAGAAUGGCCAAUAUUGCCCAUUCAGCUGCGAGACGCAGGCCUGGUCCCUGUCUGUAAUACUGGAAGUCUUGCAUGACCUUUAGAUAUAGGGAUCAUCUUGUAUGAGCAAUAAAUGAAUGAUGGUUCUGUAACUUUCCUCUGAAGAGGGUCUUUCUGUAUGUUGAAGAGGACUGAUACCCUUAAUAUCUGAUAGCUGGUGACUUUACUGUGAUGGAAAAACCAUAUAACAGGGACACUAAAUGUUAACGCUUUAGUCACUGAAACAAAUAUGAGUUGCUUUGUUUACUUUGCACAUUACACCUGUCUCACCCGUCAUUAAAUAAUCAUGUUUGUGCCACCAUUCAAAAUCCACCAUUGUAUACAAUGUUUUAUCCUUUUCUUACACUUCUUAAUAAAUGUAAAUAAAAUCAGAGCCCCCAAAGCUUAGGAUGUUCCAUUGGAAGCAAUGGUGUAUAGAUAGUCCCUGCUGGGUCUGUUGCUAAGGGUCAGUGUUGUGAUAUAGGGAUCAGACUUUCUUAAAAUUAUCUGUAGAAUAAAAAUUGCAUGAUUAGAACGAGUGUCAGUCAGGUGGGGCUAGAAGUGGCAGAAAUAACAAACUGUGUUUAAUCCAGUCUGUUACAUCAUAAUAAAUCAAUGUUUUCCUAUAGCCAUGGCAGAAGUGUUUGAUCAGAACAAAUAGAAUGUUUGAGGCACUGCAUAACUCAUUUUAAUGAGUUUGUGAUAAGGCUUGUUGUUUACAGUCUGCUGUAUAUCUGUGCAAUAAAACUAUAUAACACUCA
Rana temporaria (common frog) is the source of this 5540-nucleotide messenger RNA. RefSeq names its product amylo-alpha-1, 6-glucosidase, 4-alpha-glucanotransferase (gene AGL). The coding region runs from base 222 to 4844 and encodes 1540 amino acids. The transcript is spliced from 34 exons. Gene Ontology annotation, molecular function: 4-alpha-glucanotransferase activity; amylo-alpha-1,6-glucosidase activity. Gene Ontology annotation, biological process: glycogen biosynthetic process; glycogen catabolic process. Lineage: Eukaryota; Metazoa; Chordata; Amphibia; Anura; Ranidae. The record is from RefSeq and is a predicted model, not a curated record.